Haliotis rufescens (red abalone) is the source of this 2685-nucleotide messenger RNA. RefSeq lists its product as uncharacterized. Bases 43 to 1131 code for a protein of 362 amino acids. NCBI's taxonomy places the organism in Eukaryota, Metazoa, Mollusca, Gastropoda, Lepetellida, Haliotidae. The transcript is spliced from 6 exons. The record is from RefSeq and is a predicted model, not a curated record. Gene Ontology annotation, cellular component: membrane.
CCUGUCGCAGUAGACUCGUCCAGGUGAGACACACUCGCCAAGAUGGCGACUCAAACGCUUUUCAAAGUUGGCUUCUUCUGUGCUAUUACAGCCUUCCUGUUGAUGUUUCUGGCCUUUGCCACACCAUAUUGGUACAAAUCAUGGACCCGUGUUCACAGUCCGUUCUCCAACAUCGGGUUAUGGCACGUUUGUCUUGCGGGGUACAUCCAGCCCAAGGACCCCAACAUGAAGUCCUAUGUCGGCUGUUGGUGGAUCCACUCCUCCGAGUUCAGCCAAGUCGCUAAUCAAAUUCAACCAUCAUGGUUUCGUGGAAUCCAAGCUCUGUCCAUCUUCACACUGGUAGCAGACCUGGUGGGAGGCCUCCUGCUGUUGUUUUACCUGCCGGACAUCAUGUACAAGAAGUUGUACGCCGGACGCAGAGUGAGCAUCCUCUUUGCUGGAAGCAUCAUGGAGUUAAUUGCAGCAUUUCUGGUGUUCCUCAUCGCCCUGGUGUUUGCGGAGAUGUCCAAUGACCCGACCUGGAUGCCGAGACCGUGGAUGAACUACCUGUCCUGGAGCUACGGUCUGUGUGUCCUGUCCGGCUUCUUCUCCGCCUUCGCUGGCAUGUUCACCUUCAUCAUGGGCCUCAUCUUCAGGGACAAGGAGCGUGGCAUCAUCGGCAGCGACACACUGGACACUCGACUGGAGAAGAUGAAGCAGAAGGAGAUCGAGGCUCGAAAUCGAAUGGCUAAUGGUCCACCACCAUCGUAUGGUGGCUCCGAACCUGUGGGUCCAGGUUACCGCGACCCCAGCAUGGGCUACCCAUCAAGUGGUUACCCAUCAACAGGAUAUCCGUCUGCGCCACCAGGGGGUUACCGCGACCACAGUGUCGGGGGUCCACCCAGCGUUGGAGGUUACCGUGAAGACUAUAGACAACAGAAAGAAUAUGACAGCGGUUCCAUGGCCAGUAGUUAUCGUGAUGAGAAACCAAGGCCGUACCCUGAAGCACACCAGAGGAUGGCCUAUGGCCAGCCAAGAGGGGCCCACUACCGCCAUGGACCACCCAAGAUAGACCAAGGUUACAAAGUCCGGACAGGAAGUGAUAGCAGUAAUGCUGGUAGCCGGGGGAAAGUGGACGAAUCGGUCGUAUAGAGGACCAAGCCUCAGGUGCUAGAACUGUGUCCUGAAAAAUGUCCGCAAGAGGAUGCAAGUGAGAGGACAGGUUGCCAUUGUAAAUAGCUCAUUUUUGAACAUACUGAAACCAACAUGAUAAAUAGACAUGAUCAAUACAACACUCCAUCAGAAUUUUAGAAAGUCCAAUAUCUCCUUGCCAACUGAUGGUACAAUUAUUUCUCAUUAAUACGUUUCAGUUGUAAUUACUUACUGCUUUUAGGAAAAAAGUUCAAAAUAUAAAGAUCAAAUAUUAUGUGUUGUUGCAGAUUUUAUUGAUAAAUGCAUAGUCCGGUUCAUCUUCACCAUGAUCUUUGUGCUGUACAUGCAGGAUAAUCUUUAUGUGUUUCAUGUUAUAGGUAUAAAUAUCAUUUCAGGUCUUCUUUGCUCUUUCAAACCUGCUGUGAAUCUCUCCAUUUAAUGUUAAAACAAUACAAAUUUUGCUUGUUUCUGCCAAGAAUCCCCUAUAAUCCCAAUGUGCCUAUAAUGCUUAAGAUAUUGAUCCAACUACAUUUGACCAUCACAAGAAGACAAACAAACCAACAGGGCUCCAGAGACGUAUUUGAUCUGUUGAAUAUUUGGUAUGUUAUCAUUCACAUUAGUAUUAAUAGUUUCUUUGAGUAUUCAAUAUAUUUUUUACUCUCCUCGGUCCAGUCUAUUGGGUUUUGUAACUUUUUGAACAAUAAUCUACUUCUGUGCUGUGCACGUAACUUGUAAAUAUCAUGUCUUCGUGGGCUGCUUCAAGUCAGUCACAUGUCGCAUAACCUUAAAAGUGAUAUACAUGUCUAAGUUACAAUAAGCGAGAUUUUGUGCAUCUGUGCAUUAUUCACUGCAGUAGAGUUCAUGUAUAUACAUGAUGCUGCAUUCAGUCAGUAACAGAAGAUCUGUGUAGAUAUAUCUGAAAAGCUACAUUGGGUAAUUGCGAACACUGUUCUUAUGCUAUUGGGUUAGCAAAUUUCUUAAUGCAUAUUUGUACAUUAAUUGGGUAAUGGUAAUUAGUAGCUUAUCUGGAGCUCUGAAAUCAAUACAUUGAUUCAAAGGUUUGUUUUGCCUUAUUUCAUUAGAACUCAUUUGCUUGAGAUCCGUUUCCUCUUUCCUGUUUAUUUGUUUAGUGGAAGUUACCUCCCUUGUUCACAUUAUCUCCCUUGGUUGAUAGAACCUUGUUGCUCUUUCUACUAGGUUUGAUUAAGGAUGUGAAAAUGUAAACACGUCAAGGUAUUCAAUGCUCAGUAUUUGACAGUGAUGCCGACUGAGUGUAGUUAGUGUAUUGGAACCAGAAAUAUGAUUAAUAACCUGAACACGUUCUUGAUUUCUUGAAGAAACUUGAUGCUGUAAAAUUGCUAAGAUGAAAAGAUGACAACAAAAUAAAAGUGAUACAUUCAUGAUAACAUGCAUUGUAAAUACCAUUGUCAUUUUUUAAUCAUUCUGUACAAUAACUACAUUUCUUUUUAAGACUCUAGCAAUAGUAUGAUUUGUACCAUGUAAUUUUUUUAUAUAACUAUGUAUAUUUUUGCAUAAUAAAAUUUGCAAAGAUAA